Messenger RNA from Aedes albopictus (Asian tiger mosquito), 1780 nucleotides. RefSeq lists its product as uncharacterized. The record is from RefSeq and is a predicted model, not a curated record. NCBI's taxonomy places the organism in Eukaryota, Metazoa, Arthropoda, Insecta, Diptera, Culicidae. The coding region runs from base 72 to 1430 and encodes 452 amino acids. Gene Ontology annotation, molecular function: phosphoric diester hydrolase activity. Gene Ontology annotation, biological process: lipid metabolic process. The transcript has 3 exons.
AAACUCUCUCAGUAGUUUAGUGAAGCUUGAGCCUUCAAGACGUGUAAAACUGGAACAGAAAUUUCUCCAGGAUGAGAUUCGGUUACAAUGUUGCCCUUACCGGGUUAUUGCUCGUGAUUGGUGUAGUUCAAGUGCGCAGUGAUACAUGUCCGGUGUUUUUGACCCUGUCUUCGCUAGCGAGGCACAUCGAAGAUGCAUUUUUGGUAAUAAAUUGGGGCCCAGAUUGUGAGACACCGCCCGAUUGGAUAGGACUUUACACGACGAAUCCCGCAUUGUCUGACGAACCUCCGGUAAUGAAAGUUUACGUAGAAGGUCAAAAAUCUGGUGAAAUAGUGACUGAAGUCAAAUUUGGCAAGCCACGCCUCCCGGGAGGAUGGAGCUACGACGAAGUCCUGCGUCACAUCCCUAAACGACGAGCCAAACCGCUUUGCUUCGACUUCUACCUGCUCAGUCACAAUCAGGACAAUGAACUCCAGACCUUCGACUGCCUCAAAAUCCAGCCAAAUUGGAUGUUCACCGAACGCAGCAUCGGCAACGUAUCCCUGAAAGACCUCUUCCUUCCGGGAACUCAUUGCUCGGCUUGCUAUCAAACCAAAGCCAAUGUUAACCAUAUCUUUUUGAAGCGAGUUGGGUACCGUCAAGACCUGGACAUAUGGACUCAACUCGUCUUCGGAAUUCGCUACCUGGACUUCUCCAUCGGCUACCAUCCAUCGCACAAUGGAACGCGCAACUUCUGGGUCAUGAACGAAAGCUACCGAGUAGGAUGGAUCGUUCCGAUCCUUCACGACAUCCGCCGGUUUGCGAUCCUCUCGGAGGAAACCAUAGUGCUGGAUUUCCGCCGCUUCCCGCUGGGAUUCCACAACCACCCGGAACAGCACAUUGAGUUCAUGCAGAUCUUGGAGCAGGAGCUGGGUGACCUGAUCUACCACCGGCCGUACUUCGGAGACGAGGAUAAGGACGAUACAGAAUCCUACCAGCUCACCAUCGAUCAGAUGCGACGGGAGGGAAAGUACAUCCUCGUCACGUACAGUCACGCGUCCAGUUUGAAUGCUUCCGAUCUCAUAUGGGCGCCAUGGAAAAAGCACUCCAGUUCGUUCCUCAAGCACACGGAGUUGGGUGAGUUCAUGAAGAACCUCUUCUCGCAAAAGCAUCCGGAUGCCCCGAAGGAUAUCGGAUGGAGUCUGCACGGCGUUCAGGGCCUACAGAGCAGCUAUACCGCCGAUGAAGCUUACAUGAUGCCAAAGGAGCGUGCCAAUUUGAUCAAUCCGAAGCUGAUGACGAUGCUCGGUGGACCUUGGAGUUUGCGAGCCAACGCAGUCCUGCUAGAUUACUUUACCAACACCAAUUUGAUUGAUAUGGCGGUGCACACCAAUCGGUACAAGACGUUGAAGAGCUUCGGCGAGGAAGUGGUGGUUUUGGAUAUUCAGUGAUUGUGACUGGAAAAUCUAGAGUAUUAAAACAGGAUUGUAGGGUAUUAGGAGAAUAGAAGAGAUUAAGGAUUUGUGCGAAUUUCAAAAGUCAUGACUAGAUUAGAAUGUGCUUCGAAUUCUAAUAUGAGUAUUUUAAUAAAGAUAGAUUGUAAGCUUAACGUAUUUUAAAAUUAAUUAUAGUCGCAUCGAUUGCCACCUAUCAAAUAACUGAUAAUUACUUCAGUGGCACUCAGUAAGAUAUAUUAUAUUUUAUCAAAAUAGGAACUUUUGCUUCAAGUACAUCGUACAGUAUAUUUUUAAUUUUAGGAAAAAUAAAAAAAGUUGAAAUGUAACAAAAUAUGUUAAAUGGA